CGCGCGCGCUGCCAUUCUGAGGCAGGAGAGCGCUUUCGGCAUUCCCAGGAUGUGACGUCAAAGAGUCUAAAUAACGGCUUCGAGGCUGGAGCUCGGCAUUCCCUUUCCCCUCUCCCCCGGAUGUGACGCAAUAGAGCAGCCAGACCAAAGGAGUGGGCGGAGUCAACACAAGGAGGAAUAGAGGCGGCCCAGAAGAGAUGCCCUAGAGUGCCGCCGGAAGUCCACCAGGGGCUGCCGUCAUGAAGGCGAAGGCACCGGAAAGGGAAGAAGCCAAGCGCCGGGAAGGAAGAGGGCGGGUCAGAGCCACGGCUUUGAAAUAGGAAGCGCGAGAGGAGUAGGCAGAGAUCCAGUUCCCAGGGGCUCCGGGCAGCCAUGGCCUACGCCUACCUGUUCAAAUACAUCGUCAUCGGGGACUCGGGUGUUGGGAAAUCAUGCCUCUUGUUGCAGUUCACCGAUAAACGGUUCCUAUCUUCCCAUAACUUGACAGUUGGCGUGGAAUUCGGAUCGCGUAUGAUCACCAUAAAUGACAAAAAGAUUAAGCUGCAGAUUUGGGACACGGCUGGACAGGAAUCAUUCCGUUCCAUCGCCCGCUCAUACUACAGAGGAGCAGCUGGGGCAUUGCUGGUUUAUGACAUUACCAAGAGGGACACUUUUAACCACUUGCAAUCCUGGUUGGAGGAUACCCGGAAAAACUCCAGCUCUCAUAUAGUGAUUGUGCUGAUCGGCAAUAAAAGUGAUCUGGAGAACCAGCGUGUUGUACAGAAGGAAGAAGGGGAAGCUUUUGCCCGGGAACAUGGUAUGGUUUUCUUGGAGACCUCAGCGAGGACAGCAACCAAUGUGGAAGAGGCCUUUCUCUGCAUUGCAAAAGGCAUCUACAGAAAGAUCCUGCAGGGCCAGUUUGAUCUUUCCAGUGAGGGAAGCGGCGUCAAGAUCGGACCCCAGCCAUCCUCCGUCAGAACAGGUGGAUCCACCGCCCGCUCAGGGUCUCAAGGCUCUGGAGACCGACUGGGAUGCUGCUGAGUUCCCUGAAAUCUAGCCAGAGCUAUUAAGGCAUGGGAGUGCACAGAUUAUGUUUCUUCGCAUUGUACUGGGGCAGGGGAAUUCCUGGACCAAGCCCUGUUGCAACCUACCUCUUCCCUCUACGUGUGAGGAUUGGGAGCAUCCUGGACCAAGAUUUGUCUCUGGGCAUCAGCAAUGUAUAAUGCGUUCCAGAACCUGUGGGCUUUAAGUUCACCUCCUGGCAUUCCUAAAGGGGGAAAGGCACUUCCCUCACUCUGUGCUUUUCUUUGGCGUCACUGAACCCUGGGAAAUCUGCUCACCUUUUCUACCCCAGGUUUACAUUGCUUUCCUUCAUAUUAAAUGUUUUUGUGUUCAACUUUCUCCAGAA
Molecule: messenger RNA, 1387 nt
Organism: Anolis sagrei ordinatus
Lineage: Eukaryota; Metazoa; Chordata; Lepidosauria; Squamata; Anolidae
Gene: RAB2B
Product: RAB2B, member RAS oncogene family
Biological process (GO): vesicle-mediated transport
Cellular component (GO): Golgi apparatus
Molecular function (GO): GTP binding; GTPase activity
Source: RefSeq, a predicted model, not a curated record